AUGCAUCAGCAUGUACUUGAGCCCACCCAUGUUGCAGGACACAUUCUUGGUGUAGUGAUUACGAGAGACACUGAUGAUAUUAUCUCAAAUGUGGAAGUCGUCGACCCUGGACUUACUGACUCUAACGGGAAGCUUACACGUGAUCAUUUUGCUGUUUCAUUUAAUGCACGUGUAUCAAAACCAGCACCUAUCAGAAAAACAGUGACUUUCAGAAAAAUGGGUUCUAUCGAUGUUAAAGCCUUCAAAAAUGACUUGAAUUCUUUCACAUUUCUCGGCCAAGAUGAUGCAGUCACGGACCUGGAUGAGAUUGUGAAUUCAUUUAAUAGUAACUUGACCUUACUUGUUGACAAGCACGCUCCCGUGAAAACAAAAACAAUUGUUCUAAGACCCACAUGUCCCUGGUUCAAUGAGGAACUACAUGAUGCCAAACAUAUAAAACGCAAAUUGGAGCGUAAUUGGCGAAGGACAAAACUAACCAUUGACCACCAAAUAUACCGUGAGCAGUGUGGAGUGGUGAAUGAAACAGUACUACCAUCAGGUUCAACAUCAAAGGAACUGGCGCAAGCGUUUAGUGACUUCUUUAUCAAUAAGAUUGAUAAAAUCCGGGAUGGUAUAAAUGUCAAAAUUCGUUGUCAACAAGUACCAUGGAAUGAGGAGCAAACAGAUCAAAUUAAAUAUUUUGAAGAUUUUAGUCCAGCAUCUAAAGAAGAGGUCAAACGUAUCAUCAUCAAAUCUGCUAGUAAAUCAUGUGAACUUGAUCCCAUUCCAACUUGGUUGCUCAAAGAAUGCCUAGAUGAGCUUUUACAGCCAUUGACAAAAAUUAUCAAUUUGUCAAUGGAACAAGCAUAUGUACCAAAGAUGUUCAAAAGUUCUAGAAUUAGGCCACUUUUAAAAAAGCAAGAUCUUGAUGUUGACAUUCUAAAAAACUAUAGACCGGUAUCAAACUUACCAUUUGUUUCUAAAAUACUUGAAAAUGUAGUAGAUGCACGUUUAGAGAACCAUCUGUGCUUAAAUGGCCUUCAUGAAGAAUACCAAUCAGCUUACAGAAAAUUCCAUUCCACAGAAACUUCAUUGCUUAAAGUCCAGAAUGACAUACUUCAAUCUCUUGAUUGCAAUAAUGUUACAAUUCUAGUAUUACUCGACCUGUCAGCAGCCUUUGAUACCAUUGAUCACGGGACUCUUAUUUAG
This is a messenger RNA of Mercenaria mercenaria, 1188 nucleotides long. RefSeq lists its product as uncharacterized. NCBI's taxonomy places the organism in Eukaryota, Metazoa, Mollusca, Bivalvia, Venerida, Veneridae. The transcript is spliced from 2 exons. Bases 1 to 1188 code for a protein of 395 amino acids. The record is from RefSeq and is a predicted model, not a curated record.